This is a messenger RNA of Adineta ricciae, 1209 nucleotides long. The record is from the annotation of a GenBank genome assembly. NCBI's taxonomy places the organism in Eukaryota, Metazoa, Rotifera, Eurotatoria, Adinetida, Adinetidae.
AUGUCAUUCAAUUCCAAUCAAAGUUUCCUCAAUGAAAAUGUUUCAUCAAUCGAAUUAACAAUUUUAUAUGGAAUAACAAUUGUUGGAAUAAUUGUUAAUAUUUUUAUUAUGAUUUAUUUAAUGUUAAUUGCAAUUUAUCGAAUGAAAUCAUCAUGUUUUCUUUUUCAUCAUUGUUUAAUUUGUUUAGUUUUAUCAAUUUUAUGUUUUCCAUAUCGAUUAAGUUAUUUAAAUUAUCAAAUUCGAUGUGAUUAUUUAGCAAAUAUUCAAGUAACAUGUGUUACAGCUCAAUUAUUAAAUAUUGCUGCAAUGGUCGCAAGUGAAGCUUAUCGAUUUGAAGAUUUAAUUCAUCAAGAUAUCUCAACAACACAUAAUCAUUAUGAAUAUCAAUUAAAACAAACGAAUUCAUCGACAAUAUCAUGUGGUUGUCUUUCUUUUGGAAUUCUUAUUAUUUGGUUUUCGUCAAUUAUUCUUCAUUUAGGAAUCACAAUGAUCGGAAGUGAAGCGAAAUCUUAUUUUAUAAAUGAAAAAAAAUCUUGUAAUUUUUUAAUUCGAGAUAUUCGUGGUUAUGUUUUAACAUUAAUGUGGAUUAUAAUCAUUAUAUUUAGUUUAAUAAUAACAUUAAGAUAUAUUCAUAAAAUGUUAAAUGAAGUUUCAUUAAAACGACGUCAUAAUCAACCAUUAUUAUCUUUAGCAAUUCUUGGUCAAUGUCAUGGAGAAAGAAUUGCUUCCAAAGAUAUUCUUAUGCAACAAAUUGAACAAAGAAUUAAAUUAAAUAUUUUAUUAAUUAUUCUUUUUAUUAUUUUUUGGUUUCCAUUAUUUAUUUCAACUUUAUUUGAUAUUAAAUUUAAACUUAAUAAACAACUUUUAAGGUAUUUAUUAUUAUUUGCCUGGUCAAAUUCUUCUUUAUCCUCCUUAACAUAUUUAUUAUUUUUAUCUCGUUGUAAUGAUAUGUGUUUUUUGUGUUUGAAAAAAGAUCGUGAAAGUACAUAUGAUUCAUUAACAUCAUAUUAUAAUCGUAUCGGUGAUCGAUUUCAUGAUAUUGGAAAAUGGGAUGAAUUGAAAAAAGAAAAUUCUUUCAAAUUAAAUCAAAUACAAAACAAUUCACAAAAUGAUCUUCAUACAAAUUCAAAUUCAAUUCUUGUCAAAGAAAUUCCAUCAGAUCAUCAUCUUUUAACGAAUGGUUUAAUUGUUACAACGAAUAAACGUUAA